Amborella trichopoda is the source of this 1004-nucleotide messenger RNA. RefSeq names its product 17.8 kDa class I heat shock protein. The record is from RefSeq and is a predicted model, not a curated record. NCBI's taxonomy places the organism in Eukaryota, Viridiplantae, Streptophyta, Magnoliopsida, Amborellales, Amborellaceae.
UAUUCAGGAUGCCCUCCUCUAGAAAAUUGCAGUUAUAUCCGGAAUUAUCCGGAUGUGAUUUUUGUCUAGAAACUUCGACGCCGUUUUCUCUCACUAUAAAUUCCCAAUCCUCCCAUUUGCAAAGAGCAGUUUAGGCAGCAUACAAAUCUUUAUCCUGUAAAAGAGAAUUCAAUUCUGGUUCUUGAAGUCUCGGUGUAUCAGAAAACUAGUGAAAAAUGGCUUUGAUCCCAACCGGUUUUGGGCGAAGGUCCCAUAUCUUCGACCCUUUCUCUCUUGACAUUUGGGAUCCCUUUGAGGGCUUCUUCCCUUCGCCCCUGAGCACCGCUUCACCUUCUUCUCUUAUUCCCCAGGACCCAGCGACCUCUGCGAUCUUGAACGCCAGGUUCGACUGGAAAGAGACAGACAACGCUCAUAUCAUCAAGGCCGAUCUCCCCGGUCUCACCAAAGAGGAGGUGAAAGUUGAGCUGGUGGAUGGCAGAGUGCUGCAGAUAAGCGGAGAGAGAAAGAAGGAGGUGGAAGAGAAGACCGAUAGGUGGCACAGGGUAGAGAGAAGCCUGGGCAGGUUCUUGAGGAAGUUCAGGCUCCCUGAAAAUGGGAAGGUCGACGAAGUGAAGGCGACAAUGGAGAAUGGAGUUCUCACUGUGACUGUUCCCAAAGUUGAAGCCACAAAGACUGAUGUGAAAUCCAUCGAGAUUUCAGGUUGAGUUUCCGAGUUCUCUGUUAUGGAGGGCUUGGGAUCCGGGAAAAACGAAGGUUUUUUUUACUUGUUGACCAUGUGUAUAGAGCUGUGGAUGUUGUAUCUAUCUGUGAAGUGAACAUGUGGAUAUGUGGCGUGUGGUUUCUUCUGUGUUUCAGAAAUGUAAUGGUAUAUCUGUUUUGGAGAAGUGAAUGUGUGGCGUGUGCUUCGGAGUUGUAUGGUUGUUAUGAUAUAUGAGUUUUAAGUGUGAUAGAUAAUGUGGAAUUUUACUAUUUUGUUGAUUUGAUGCAGUUGAUGCGAAUUGUUA